CACAUUUCUGCUUCCUGGGACAGUCCCAGGCCUGGAUGCCAAAGCCCAGAAUUCUCGGUCCCUGGGAGAGGCAGAAGGUGGCCGGCAGCCGAGGGCAGGAGAUGCAGAGCACAGCCAAUUACCUGUGGCACACGGACGACCUGCUGGGCCAGGGGGCCACUGCCAGUGUGUACAAGGCUCGGAACAAGAAAUCCGGGGAGCUGGUUGCUGUGAAGGUCUUCAACGCCGCCAGCUACCUGCGGCCCCGAGAGGUGCAGGUGAGGGAGUUCGAGGUCCUGCGGAAGCUGAAUCACCAGAACAUCGUCAAGCUCUUCGCGGUGGAGGAGACGGUGGGUGCAGUGCCCGGGCAGAGGACGGUCUUGACUUUGACCUUCGCAGGCUGGGAAGAGUCGGGUCACACGCUAAUAGAGGCUUGGUCACUUUCUAUAAACUUACAUAGGUAUCAUUUUUUAAACACCUUAUCUAUUACUUGUAUACAUUUUGAAUCCAUUAAGCUACAUAAAAAUUUAUGUAAAGAUAACACCAGGGGUGGAUUCUGAUGGUCUGUUGCCACCAGAAGGCAGUGGAAGGGGUCUGCUGGGCGGGCACAGCCCCCGCGCGCCCUCUCCCUCCAUGGCCGCCCUCUGGUUCUCCGGCAGCACCCUGACAUGUACGAGCGGGCCGUGCUUCGCAAGCCCCAGCAGAAGUCGUUUGGGGUGACCGUGGAUCUCUGGAGCAUCGGGGUGACCCUGUACCAUGCCGCCACUGGCAGCCUGCCCUUCAUCCCCUUUGGGGGGCCGCGGCGCAACAAGGAGAUCAUGUACCGGAUCACCACGGAGAAGCCGUCCGGGGCCAUUGCAGGCACCCAGAGGCAGGAGAACGGGCCCCUGGAGUGGAGCUACGCCCUCCCCAUCACCUGCCAGCUGUCCAUGGGCCUGCAGAGCCAGCUGGUGCCCGUCCUGGCCAACAUCCUGGAGGUGGAGCCGGCCAAGUGCUGGGGCUUCGACCAGUUCUUCGCGGAGACCAGUGACAUCCUGCAGCGAGUCAUCGUCCACGUGUUCUCGCUGCCCCAGGCCGUCCUGCACCACGUCUACAUCCACGCCCACAACACGAUAGCCAUCUUCCUGGAGGUCGUGUACGAGCAGACCAGCGUGGCCCCCCAGAACCAGGAGUACCUAUUUGAGGGUCACCUCUGUGUGCUCGAGCCCAGCCUCUCAGCACAGCACAUCGCCCACACGACCGCAGGAGCCCCCUUUGCCUUGCAUGUGGACUCGUGCAUAUUCAUAGAUUCAGCUUAUUCCGAUCCGCUUCAAUCUUUAUUCAUUGCAGUGCUCAGCCAUGUCACCAUGUGGGUGACUAGGGGCCUCUUCAAGCUGGUUCCCCUGCCCCAACCACAAGACUCCCCCGAUACCCCACAAGCCAGUGUGCUGUCCCAGGGGUGCCAUGCCCCAAAUGCGUCCUUCUCUGUCCUUCCCUCGAGGUUCAGCAACAUGGCCGGGAUGCCUGAGGUCCAGGAGCUGAAGAGGGCCGCGGAGCUGAGGUCUCAGCUGCGGACUUUGGCCGAGGUCCUCUCCUUAUUCUCCCACAACGUCACGGAGAAGCAGACGAUCCUGAGCAGCCUGAGCUCGGAGCUGGCGAAGAGCCGGGAUCAGGUACAUGAGGACAGAAGCAUCCAGCAGAUUCAGUGUUGCCUGGACAAGAUGUACCUCAUCUACAAGCAGUUCAGGAAGACCAGGAUGAGGCCAGGGCUUGGCUACAACGAGGAGCAGAUCCACAAGCUGGACAAGGUGAAUUUUAGCCAUUUAGCCAAGCGGCUCCUGCAGGUGUUCCAGGAGGAGUGUGUGCAGAAGUACCGGGCGUCGCUGGUCACGCACGGCGAGCGCAUGAGGGUGGUGCACGAGGCCAGGAACCACCUGCGCCUGGUCGCCUGCUCCGUGGCUGCCUACAGCACCGAAGCCCAGAAGGUGCAGGAGGGCCUCAGCAAGAUCCUCGACUGGCUGUCUCUCCAGCUCCUGCAGGACAGAGCAAAGGGGGCCCAGGUCCCCCCAACCCCCACGGCUCCUUAUUCCAGUCCUGCACCCAAGGACCUGGGUCUCCAGCUAAAGGACCUGGGUCUCCACAUGGAGGAGCUCUGUAAGGAGAUGAAGCUGCUGGCCUCCGACCUCCAGGACAACAACUGCAUCAUCGAAAGGUUAAGUCGGGUCCAAUCGGCCGCUGAUGUCUGAGCUCUGUGGGUGCACAGGGCAGCCGGAAGCAUUAGAAUCAUGGGACCCAACGCAGGACUGUCCCUGUCCCAUCAUCAGCCUACCUCCCUCCUGGCCGACCGCUGGGAGAUGCCACAGCAUUACCUUCACUGCCUGUCUGCGGGCAGCACGCAGGCCCCGGGCACCACACCGCUGUCAGGACCCACCUGACAUCCUACGCGGGCUCAGGCACAGCUCCUCCGUGGCCAGGCGCGCGGGCCCCUGGCACCCACGGCUGAACAUUGCGGGGUCCCCGGGAGAGAAGCUCUGACAACCUCUCUCCCCGGUUUACAGGGCGCCGCUCCUCAGGGAUCAGAAGAGGAGGCCCCACGGGGGUUCCCCAGGGUGCUGGGCCACACGGCCUAAUCUCAGUCUUCCUUCCUCUUGUGGUGUUUCUUGUUUCUUGUUGAACAUGUAGCCCUCUCCCCUCUCCUCUGAUUCCUGAGGGUCACACACUCGGCCGCAGGCAACGCAGAGUCUGAUUUGCCUUCUGCUCUGGGUCUGGCUGAGCCUUAGGGUGAGAGAGUGGGUGGUGGGGGCACCACCUCCAGGGACCUUCCCCUUCUCUCUCCCUCGGAGGCACCACCAGUUCUGGGAUGUCAGCCAGCUGGUCAGGAAUAGCCAUGCAAUUAGCACAGGCCUGUAAGCCCACAGCCCCGAGGGGAGACAGGCCUGCGCCUUUAAGAAGUGCAAUAAACGUGCCUUCCUUUCUGUU
Molecule: messenger RNA, 2937 nt
Organism: Myotis lucifugus (little brown bat)
Lineage: Eukaryota; Metazoa; Chordata; Mammalia; Chiroptera; Vespertilionidae
Gene: IKBKE
Product: inhibitor of nuclear factor kappa B kinase subunit epsilon
Exons: 16
Biological process (GO): peptidyl-serine phosphorylation
Cellular component (GO): cytoplasm
Molecular function (GO): protein serine/threonine kinase activity; ATP binding
Source: RefSeq, a predicted model, not a curated record